Messenger RNA from Brassica oleracea var. oleracea, 964 nucleotides. RefSeq names its product basic endochitinase CHB4-like. Lineage: Eukaryota; Viridiplantae; Streptophyta; Magnoliopsida; Brassicales; Brassicaceae. Gene Ontology annotation, biological process: carbohydrate metabolic process; chitin catabolic process; cell wall macromolecule catabolic process. The record is from RefSeq and is a predicted model, not a curated record. The transcript is spliced from 2 exons. Bases 41 to 823 code for a protein of 260 amino acids. Gene Ontology annotation, molecular function: chitin binding; chitinase activity.
UCCGAUCACAAGCUCUUCCUACAUUUCUCAUCCACCAAACAUGGCUCUAACAAAAAUCUCAUCAGUUUUUCUCAUCUGCCUCUUCGGUUUGUACUCCCAAACUGCCAAGUCGCAGUUCUGCGGCUGCUCUCCAAUCCUAUGCUGCAGUCAACAUGGUUUUUGUGGUACCUCCGACGUUUACUGUGGUUCCGGUUGCCGAUCAGGUCCUUGCAGAACAAGUAGAGAUCCUGUUGACAAGAUUGUGACUCAAAAAUUCUUUGACGGAAUUAUUAACCAAGCUCGUAAUGGCUGUGCCGGAAAAAGAUUCUACACUCGUGAAUCUUUUCUUAAAGCCGCUAAUGCUACGUUUGACUUCACUGACACUGUUACAAGGCUCGAGAUCGCUGCCAUGUUUGCUCAUUUUACUCACGAGACCGAACAUUUCUGCAACAUAGAGGAGGUAAACGGGACGUCGCGGGACUACUGCGACGAGAGCAACAGGCAAUACCCAUGUGCACGGGGAAAGGGCUAUUAUGGUCGUGGUCCUAUCCAACUAGCAUGGAACUUUAUGUACGGUGCGUGCGGCGUGGAUCUCAAACUCGACCUCCUAGGCCAGCCUGAACUAGUUGGUAGCAAUUCAACUGUAUCUUUUGAGACGGGUUUGUGGUUUUGGAUGAAUAGUGUAAGGCCAGUACUGAAGGAAGGAUUUGGAGCCACCAUUAGAGCUAUCAAUGGUGUGGAGUGUAGCGGUGGGAACUCGAGUGCUGUUAGUGCAAGGACUGGUUACUAUAGAGACUAUUGUAGACAGCUGGGUGUGGACCCAGGAGCCGACAUCACUUGCUAGAAAUGUCAACAACGAUUUUUCUUCACGGAUCUAUCAUUUUUCUAGGCUAUUUUGUCAUUAUUUAAAAAUGUAUUGACAUAACGUAAGUUUAGAGGGUGUUAUUGGUUUCUGCAUUUUAAUGGAUUUGUAAAUCCAAACUAA